AACAGACAGGGACACGCCACUGGCCAGAGGGAGGAGGCUUCCACAGGUAGGAAGGCGCCCACAGGCUGGCUGCGGUCUGUCAUUACUCUGUGGGGGGUGCCUAUCUCUGCUCCUCUGUGGGUCAGGUCCUUUCCAUCCCUGUCUGGGGUCCUCCCCAUCUCCGUGUUCAACUGCGGUCUGUCUCUCCGUUUCCAAUUCAGGAACUGGUACCCCGUGGGUCCAUUCCUAUCCCCAGUCUCCGCCUCGGGCCUCCCCAUCUCCCCUGCUCCUCGACGCUAGCUACACCCUUCUCGGGAUGGGGUGCUCUGUACUGGGGGAUCCUCUCUAAAGUACAGUCCCCAGUCUUCCCUGGAUUCCCUGCUGGUCUCAGAACCCGCUCCAGGCUCCACCGCCUCCUUCCCUGCCUGACCUCCUCUCCUCCCAGGUCCAUCCGGAUGCCCUGCCCUCGGCCGUUCUGGCUCCGCCAUUCCCGGGCCCCCCAGGGCUCGGGUCCCAGCUCCCCAGGCUCGCUCUCUGCGCCCCGCUCCCCAAGCAGAGGGGAAGACCAGGAGGAGGAGGAGGAGGAGGAAGGGGACGGCAGCCCAGGCUCCGGCCCUAUCCUGCCCCCCGCCUCCCCGGUGGAGUGCCUCAUCUGCGUGUCGUCCUUCGACGGCGUGUUCAAGCUGCCCAAGCGCCUGGACUGCGGCCACGUCUUCUGUCUCGAGUGCCUGGCGCGCCUAUCGUUGGCCACGGCGGGCGGCGGCAACGCGGUGGCCUGUCCGGUGUGCCGCGCGCCCACGCGCCUGGCCCCCCGCCGCGGACUCCCCGCGUUGCCCACGCAGUCCGGUCUCCUGCCCCGCGACGCGCGCGCACCGCCCUCUCGCCAGGGCUCCGUGCGCUUCGACCGGCGCCGCGGCCUUCUCUACCUGCGGCCGCCGCCGCCCCCGCCCGGGCCGCGCAAGGCCCGCGCCCCGCCGCCCCCGCCGCCUCUGCGCCUGGGCCGCCCGCUGUCGCGCCGCUUGUCGCUGGCCAGCCCGGCCUGGGUCUUCAACGCUGCCGUGGCGCUGGCGGUGCUGGUGGCCGCGGGCCUCGUGGUCUCGGGCGUCUACAUCUUCUUCCUCAUCCCGCACGCCACCUCCUCCGGCCCCCCGCGGCCCCAGCUCGUGGCGCUCGCUCCAGCGCCUGGCUUCUCUUGGUUUCCGCCGAGGCCCCCGCCGGGGUCGCCCUGGGCCCCCGCCUGGACGCCGCGCCCCACGGGCCCUGACCUGGACACGGCCCUGCCAGGAACUGCAGAAGAUGCGCUGGAGCCCGAGGCGGGCCCCGAGGACCCGGCGGAGGCCGAGAGGACGCUGGACAGGCGAUCGGAUGGCACGUGGGGCACAGAGGCUGGCCCCGGCUGGGCCCCGUGGCCACGGGGCGCGAGGAGGCUGUGGGGCUCACAAUAA
Messenger RNA from Homo sapiens (human), 1424 nucleotides. RefSeq names its product ring finger protein 225 (gene RNF225). NCBI's taxonomy places the organism in Eukaryota, Metazoa, Chordata, Mammalia, Primates, Hominidae. The coding region runs from base 435 to 1424 and encodes 329 amino acids. The transcript has a single exon. The record is from RefSeq and is marked validated. Gene Ontology annotation, cellular component: membrane.